Messenger RNA from Hyaena hyaena (striped hyena), 2379 nucleotides. RefSeq names its product EGF containing fibulin extracellular matrix protein 2 (gene EFEMP2). Gene Ontology annotation, molecular function: calcium ion binding. Bases 414 to 1859 code for a protein of 481 amino acids. The transcript has 12 exons. Lineage: Eukaryota; Metazoa; Chordata; Mammalia; Carnivora; Hyaenidae. The record is from RefSeq and is a predicted model, not a curated record.
GGACCCUAGCGUCCUGUGCGCCCAAGUUCAGCCCUGCCCGCCUUCUCAGGGGCUUCCAUUCAUUCUGGGCCAAAAGGGAACCGCCGCCCCCUCUCCCAAACAGUUGGAGUUGCCCGGAUAGAUUGUUCCGAGGAGGCGGGCCUGGAGUGAAGGGACCGCCUGGCUGACGGCCCAGGGAUGGAGGAGAGAAGGGACAGAGGUGAACAGUUCUGGGCCUGGGAGCGUCUCGUCCCCAGGCGAGGGCCUGGGGACCCCGAAUGAAGUUUUAGUAUUUACAGAGUGACUGUCCGAGUACACGGAAUAAAAUUCUGGAGGGCGUAGCGUGAGGGUCUGGAAGCCCCAGGAUUAGGUGGGGUCUAGGUGCCCAGGACGUCUUUCUGGGAGGCGCAGAGUGUGGAGGCCCCGGCAUUUAGAUGUGGGUGCACAGGAUGGAAUCUGAGGAGCCCGGAUUAGCCCGCAGGCACUGCCCGAACCAGCCGAGCCUCCGGAGACCCGGGCCGCAGGGGCGUCGCGGGCUCGACCCCAGGAUGCUCCCCUUCGCCUCGUGCCUCCCCGGCUCCCUGCUGCUCUGGGCGCUGUUGCUGUUACUUUUGGGGGCAGCAUCUCCCCAGGAUUCGGAGGAGCCCGACAGCUACACGGAAUGCACAGAUGGCUAUGAGUGGGACCCCGACAGCCAGCACUGCCGGGAUGUCAACGAGUGCCUGACCAUCCCCGAGGCCUGCAAGGGGGAGAUGAAAUGCAUCAACCACUAUGGGGGCUACCUGUGCCUGCCCCGCUCAGCUGCUGUCAUCAAUGACCUGCAUGGCGAGGGACCGCCACCACCGGUGCCCCCUGCCGAACACCCCAACCCCUGCCUACCAGGCUAUGAACCCGACGAGCAAGAGCGCUGUGUGGAUGUGGACGAGUGUGCCCAGGCCCUACAUGACUGCCGCCCCAGCCAGGAGUGCCAUAACCUACCUGGCUCCUACCAGUGCACCUGCCCCGAUGGCUACCGCAAGAUUGGGCCUGAAUGUGUGGAUAUCGAUGAGUGCCGUUAUCGCUACUGCCAGCACCGCUGUGUCAACCUGCCCGGCUCCUUCCGCUGCCAGUGCGAGCCAGGCUUCCAGCUGGGGCCCAACAACCGCUCCUGUGUAGAUGUGAACGAAUGUGACAUGGGGGCUCCGUGUGAGCAGCGCUGCUUUAAUUCCUAUGGGACCUUCCUGUGUCGCUGCCACCAGGGCUAUGAGCUGCAUCGGGAUGGCUUCUCCUGCAAUGAUAUUGACGAGUGCAGCUACUCUAGUUAUCUCUGCCAGUACCGCUGCGUCAAUGAACCUGGCCGCUUCUCCUGCCAUUGCCCGCAGGGCUACCAGCUUCUGGCCACGCGCCUCUGCCAAGACAUUGAUGAGUGCGAGUUGGGCACGCACCAGUGCUCUGAGGCCCAAACCUGUGUCAACUUCCAUGGGGGCUACCGCUGCGUGGACACCAACCGCUGCGUGGAGCCCUACGUCCAGGUGUCGGACAAUCGCUGCCUCUGUCCGGCCUCCAACCCCCUGUGCCGGGAGCAGCCCUCGUCCAUCGUCCACCGCUACAUGAGCAUCACCUCGGAGCGCAGUGUGCCCGCCGAUGUGUUCCAGAUCCAAGCGACCUCGGUCUACCCUGGCGCCUACAAUGCCUUUCAGAUCCGUGCGGGAAACUCGCAGGGGGACUUCUACAUUAGGCAAAUCAACAAUGUCAGCGCCAUGCUGGUCCUCGCCCGGCCUGUGACGGGCCCCCGGGAGUACGUGCUGGACCUGGAGAUGGUCACCAUGAACUCCCUCAUGAGCUACCGGGCCAGCUCUGUACUGAGACUCACCGUCUUCGUGGGGGCCUACACUUUCUGAGGUGUGGGUGGGGAGCCCUCAGGGAGGGAGAGGUUUCCUGUAGCCGAAGAGCCUGGGGCUCAGGGAUAACUGUGUUCUGAUAAGAGGAAAGAUGCUGUUGUGAAGAGUAGAAAGAGAAAGGCAAUAAAGGGAGAAAGAAGGAGUCCUGGUGGCUGAGGGGGAUGGGUAACAUCUAGGGCACCCCAGACUGGGGAAGGGGCCAGGUUGUGGGAGGAGGGCUGCCCAAAGGGGGGUGUCUCUAUUCAGGCUGAGGGGGCCCCAUGGAUAGGAACUGGGAAUUGCAUCCCAAAGCCGGGAUUGGUCUCCAUACCAUGCACAUGAGACUCGUUCUGAGAAGGCGGGAGGUAGUAAGGCGGCAGACGCCGGGCCUGACUGGUCUGCAGGGGGCCUGGGAAGCCCCACUGUAGACCAUGGGAACCUUGGGUUUCAAUCCCAACUUGGCCUCAGACUAUCAACUUGGCUCAACCCUAGGAGCUUCCUGGGGCCUCCAUUUUCCAAUCCAUAAAAUGAGGCAAUUAGA